This is a messenger RNA of Sceloporus undulatus (fence lizard), 2566 nucleotides long. RefSeq names its product inhibitor of nuclear factor kappa B kinase regulatory subunit gamma (gene IKBKG). The record is from RefSeq and is a predicted model, not a curated record. Gene Ontology annotation, biological process: positive regulation of canonical NF-kappaB signal transduction. NCBI's taxonomy places the organism in Eukaryota, Metazoa, Chordata, Lepidosauria, Squamata, Phrynosomatidae. The coding region runs from base 161 to 1942 and encodes 593 amino acids. The transcript has 15 exons. Gene Ontology annotation, molecular function: K63-linked polyubiquitin modification-dependent protein binding. Gene Ontology annotation, cellular component: cytoplasm; nucleus; IkappaB kinase complex.
CGACGUCACUUCCGCCCCAGUCCUGCUCUUUGAGUUCCCUGCUGCUUCGCUUUCUCUUUCUGGAUGUCACUUCCGGCUCAUAACAAAACAAGGCUCCAGGAAGGAGGAAGCGGGAGAGAGAGGCGGAAUUGGGGGAGCUGGAGUCUGAGGACCUGGAUGGAUGAGUGCAGCCCAAGGUGGCUGGAGCUGUGACAUGGUACAGCCAGGCAGUUGCCCCAACAGUGGUUGCAGCAUGAUGGGGGAUGAUUCCUCUCUUGGCAAAGAUAGCCCUCUUCAUUUGCCAGCUGAGCUGGCUGGACAUGAAGCUGUGCAGCAUUUCCUGGCUGAGAACAGAGACUUGAAAGAAGCCAUCCGCCAGAGUAACCACAUGCUUCGGGAGCGUUACCGAGAGUUCCUGCAAUUCCAGGCUUCCCACAAGGAGGAGAAGGAAUUCCUCAUGCGCAAGUUCCAGGAGGCUCGACUGCUGGUAGAAAAUUUGCACUCAGAACGGACAGGGCUGAAAAAACAGCUGGAGCAGGCUGCCCAGGAGGUGGAACAACUAAAGAAGCAGCUGGCAGCUUCUCAGUCAUAUCCCUCAGAGAAAGAGGCCUCUGGAGCACAAGAUGACCAAGACACUGUGACCAUUACUGAAGAAAAGAACAUACUUGCUGUGGCCCUUGAAUCAACGCAGCAAAAAAGGGGACAAUUGGAAGAAGAUCUGAAGGUGCUCCAGGAAGCCAAUCAAGUUUUACAGAAAGAAAAGCUAGCCUUGCAAGCUGAGAUCUCUGCAUUGAAACAAGCAGCACAGACCACAUUGUCCACAGAAGACUGUGGAAUAAAAAUUAAAGAGAAUGGGCUUCGAGAAGAGCGGCCCCUGGAGUUGGAGUGCCUGCAGGGCUCAGGGGAUAGAAAGGGUUCUGGUGAGGACCAGGCUGAACAUCUGUCCAAAAAGCUGAAGGAAGCAGAGGAUGAGCGUUCAGCCCUUCAUCAACAGCUGGCAUUGGCCCAGAAGGAGUUGGCCCGCCUGGCAUCCCAAGAGCAGGAGACCCAGCAGAAGCUGCAAACACUGAACAAGCAGUUGGAGCAGUUUGGAGAAGACAGGGCCUCGGUAAAGGCCCAGGUGACUUCCCUGCUGGGGGAGUUGCUGGAAAGUCAAAGCCGCCUGGAAAUUUCCAUGAAGGAAAAGAAAGAGCAGGAGGAGAGGGUCCAUGAGGCUAGUGCACGACUCCAGCAGCUUGAAAGAGAGGCUGAAGACCGUACCAAACAGCACAGCGUGCAGGUGGAUCAGUUACGGCUGCAGGUGCAAAACCUAGAAAGCGCCCUACGGGUGGAACGGCAGAGCGGCAAAGAGGAAAAGAGAAAGCUAGCCCAGCUCCAAGUGGCCUAUCACGAGCUCUUCCGGGAGUAUGAUACUCAUAUCAAAACCAGUGUGGAAAGUGAGAAGCGGAGCAAGGGCUUGGACCUGCAGCUUACUGAAUUGUCUCAGCAACUACAGGAGGCUGAGGAGGCUCUGGUGGCCAAGCAGGAGCUGAUUGACAAGCUGAAAGAGGAGGCUGAACACCACAAAGCUAUCAUGGAGACGGUCCCUGUCCUCAAGGCACAAGCUGAUAUUUAUAAGACAGACUUCCUGGCAGAACGUCAGGCUCGCGAAAAGCUACAUGAACAGCGAGAGGCCCUGUUGGAGCAACUUGCACAAUUGCAACGAGAUUAUGAGAAACUGAAAGCAGACUCUGAGGGGGCUAGCCGGGCUCUUAUGGAAGAGAUGAGGAAUCGCCAUUCAGAUAUGCGCCCAACUCCUCCACUACCAGAUUACCCAAUGGGAUGGAAUGGAACACCCCUAGUGAUGGCAGGUCAAAGACAAAGCUUUGCUGAAGAACAGCCUAACUACUGUUGUCCUAAAUGCCAGUACAAAGCUCCAGACAUGGACACACUACAGAUCCAUGUCAUGGACUGCAUCCAGUGACAUGAAGGAAGGAGAGUUCUAGUCUAUGAUGUCCUUUUGCUGUAUUGCCUUAAGCAGGACCAAGCGGUUCAGCUACUGACACUUGACUGUAGAGCAAAGAUCAUGGACUGUUUGCUCGUGCCCAUGUAUGCUAUUAAUUUUUCCUCCUAUGAGAAUGGUUGAGCCUGCUACUGUUCUUCAGGGCCUGGCUACCAUAGCCAUGGGAAAAGGGGAUUUGCACUAUUCUUGGUUUAUGUGAAACAAGUGUUUGAUCUGUGGUAUGUCAGGGACACAUGGGAUUGGGCCACCCCUUUUGGGUAACAAGCACUGAUUAUUUAUCUGCCAGUAGCUCUCUCUAUAGUGGUGAUAAGAACCUUCUUCUACAUGAAGACUACUAGUUCUUUCUCAUAUGUGCCUCCCUGCUCACAGGAAGAACACCCCAGGCUGCCCUAACAGUGCCUUAAACAUUUCUUCAGCCAAGCUGUGAUAAGGAAAACCACACAAAAGGGUGGGAACAAGUUUUUUUCUUUCUGCUUUUUAAGAGCUGUUCCCAAUUGAAACUGCUUAUUGUUUAUCCUUCUUUGAUAUCAAGAGUCACUGUAAAUCUCAUUUAUCUUAAGUGAAUUAAAGCAAAGUUCAAGAACA